GGCGUGGCUCUGCCAGUAGGGGUGUUGGCCGGUAUUAGGUAGUACCGUCUGUGUGAGAGCCAGAAGCAAAGCAGCCGUUACCGAGCCUCCUUCUUCUUACCGUGAGUGAAGACUAACAAACCGCCAAAAUGUCAAGUAAAAGAGCAAAGACAAAGACCACAAAGAAGCGCCCUCAGCGUGCAACAUCCAAUGUGUUUGCCAUGUUUGAUCAAUCCCAAAUUCAGGAGUUUAAGGAGGCUUUCAACAUGAUUGAUCAGAACCGUGACGGCUUUAUUGAUAAAGAAGAUCUGCACGACAUGCUUGCUUCUCUUGGCAAGAACCCCACAGACGAGUACCUAGAGGCCAUGAUGAAUGAAGCUCCUGGACCUAUUAACUUUACUAUGUUCCUUACCAUGUUUGGUGAGAAGCUGAAUGGUACAGACCCUGAAGAUGUCAUCAGGAAUGCAUUUGCAUGUUUUGAUGAAGAAGGAACAGGCUUCAUUCAAGAGGAGAACCUCAGAGAGCUGCUGACUACUAUGGGUGACCGAUUCACAGAUGAGGAAGUGGAUGAGCUUUUCAGAGAGGCGCCAAUCGACAAGAAGGGAAACUUCAACUACAUUGAGUUUACACGUAUCCUAAAACAUGGCGCUAAAGACAAAGAUGACUAAAAAAAAAAAGCUGUCCAGGCCAAAAAAAACGAUUUUGCUUUGCCAAGCCUAUGCAUCUCUUCUCUUGGUAGAACUCUGCAUGCCUUUUUCUCUCUAAAACUUCCCUUCUCUUUGUAUUUAUGGAAUUGUUCCAGGUCAUUAAGGCCUACACGCACACCUAUGUAACCAAACUGGAAACAGAAGAUGUAACUGUAACUUUUCGUGUCAUAUCUGAUAAACACUUUCUGUUUUUUGGACUUGAGAAGAAUUUUUGCAGUUUUGUAAUGAGUGGAAACAUGCAUAAAAAAGGUCACUUAAAAUGUAACCUUACCAUCUAGCAGAGUGAAGGUAUGCUUUCUUAAUGUCAUUGUUGGUCAAAAGUAGUAGUUAAAAUAAAACUACCCUAGCUGUUACUGUAAAUGUCUAUAUAAAGUAUACUAGAGUUCCCCUCCUAUGGUUCCACCUACAAAUCAUCAAACUCCUUUUGGCUGCCUGCUGUCUAUACUGCACAUUGUAUUUUUCAUCUCCUGGAAACGUUUUGUAAGACUGUCACAAUCUCAUCAUGAGGAAGGCAUUGAGUGGAGUCCCCAGGCCUAGAGGGAGCGAACGACAUUGCCAUGUUUAAUAGUCUACUUGUAGAGGAUGUGUUUUGGUAUUUCAACAUUUUCUAAGAUAAAUAAAAUGGAUUUUGUCAUA
Pelobates fuscus (common spadefoot toad) is the source of this 1322-nucleotide messenger RNA. Its product is annotated as myosin regulatory light chain 2, smooth muscle minor isoform. Bases 129 to 647 code for a protein of 172 amino acids. Gene Ontology annotation, molecular function: calcium ion binding. Lineage: Eukaryota; Metazoa; Chordata; Amphibia; Anura; Pelobatidae. The record is from RefSeq and is a predicted model, not a curated record. The transcript is spliced from 4 exons. Gene Ontology annotation, cellular component: cytoplasm.